Molecule: messenger RNA, 9218 nt
Organism: Epinephelus moara (kelp grouper)
Lineage: Eukaryota; Metazoa; Chordata; Actinopteri; Perciformes; Serranidae
Gene: ltk
Product: leukocyte receptor tyrosine kinase
Exons: 29
Coding region: 190-4755 (1521 amino acids)
Biological process (GO): multicellular organism development; regulation of neuron differentiation; positive regulation of kinase activity
Cellular component (GO): membrane; signaling receptor complex
Molecular function (GO): ATP binding; protein binding; transmembrane receptor protein tyrosine kinase activity
Source: RefSeq, a predicted model, not a curated record
CAGCAUCAGCAUCACCGGAAUGAGUAACAGUGCGCAACUUGGAGAAACAACAACACUGUCCGUAGGAGCGCGCGCGUCUGUGUCCGUUUACUGUGAGCUUCACGAGCCUGUGUGUGACCGUAUUCAUGAGGAGGUAAAGGUGCCAAAAACUACACGGACUCUCUGUGGACCUGCCGAAAAACGGGAGCCAUGGAUUAUAUAAAAAUCUACAACACUUUUCUCUCCAUCUUCAUGUUGAUAAUUAGCAGUACCUGUCACGCUCUUUUGGACAGAUUUCUGGAUCAGUUUUUUUGGUCAGAUGCUAGCUGUGAUUUUGAAUCACUGUGCCUCUGGACUUUAUCAAAUCACAGCGACCAAAGUGACUGGUCAGUGGUGUCACCACAGCAACCAGAGAGCACUCUGGCGGGGAUGAUGCCAAUGACCGACAACUCACGGAGAGGCUCUAAUGGGCACUUCCUUCUCCUAAGCCCCUCUCCUGCUGCCGAGGCCUCUGGGAGAUGCGAGUACCACUUAACCAGCCCGGUCUUACCAGCAACCCAUGAGAACUGCAUCUUCCAGGUGGCUCUGUAUGACCCCAGCUCAGUGGUGAAGAACCUCAUGCUCCUGAUUAAACCAGUGCGCUCAGGUUCAGCGGUUCGCUCUGUGGCUCUCAAACACAGGAGACGUGAUGACCGCAGGGCUGAGUGGGAAAUUCUGGAGACAGCGAUUGGUAUUGUGCACGAGCCCUUUCAGGUGAUCCUGCUCUACACUUCCUGUUUGGGGGAAGAUGGAGCCACUGUGGCUCUGGACAAUCUGGAGCUCCUAGACGCUGAAUCAGAACACGAGGAAAUCGCGUUGGAUGCGGAUUGUGGGGAAUCUUUCUACUGUAUAAACUCAGGAGGCUGCAUCGACCAGAGCCAAGUGUGCAACUUCCACACCGACUGUGCUUUAGGAGAGGACGAGGGCUUCAUCUGUGGUACUCUUCCGUUUGGCUCCCACUGUUCGUUUGAACAGGAUGCAUGCGGUUGGUCCGUGUCCAACCAGCACUCGGCCUGGAGAAGGGUCGCUGGAAAUGAACUUUUGGAGAGGGAGGACAUGCAGGGUGUCGCUCUGCAGAGUACACCAGGGCACUUCCUGUUUCUGCAGGUAAGAGAGAGUAAUUCUGUUCGAGAGGCGUCCAUUCAGAGCUCCUCUUUCCCUCCCCCAGUCUCUACCACUGCCUGUCAGAUGCGUUUCUCCCUGUACCUGUAUGGGCACUUCAAUGGUUCAUUGCUGGUGGCUAUAGAGGAGAAUGGGACCAGCACAGCACCACUGGUCUGGGAGAGAAAUGAUCAGUGGACAGACGACUGGGAAGAUGUUGCCCUGCAGCUGACUGGCCUUCAUCAUGAGUUCCAUGUUAAAGUGACAGCUGUGUGGGGACAAGGCUCCAAUGCUGACGUUGCUCUUGAUGACAUUGCAAUUGGUGCGGCCUGCUUCGGCACAGAUGAGAACUCUCUCCUGCCCAUGGCGGACUUGGAGGAUUUCUUAAGCCCCCUUCCAGAGCCUUCAGCCUCAGAGGUUUCUUUGAUGACAUGGUGGUUUAACUCAUGUGGUGCCAGUGGUCCCCAUGGCCCGACCCAGGCCCAGUGUGACAGUACCUACAGGAACAAAAAUGUCAGUGUUACUGUUAGGAAGGAAGAGCCCUUUAAAGGAGUCCAAAUGUGGAGGGUACCUGCGACUAACAGAUACCUGAUCUCUGCUUACGGGGCUGCAGGAGGGAAAGGAGCCAAAAACCACAACAAGCGCAACCAUGGGGUCUUUAUAUCUGCCAUAUUUCCUCUGGAGAAAGGAGAUACCCUUUACAUCUUGGUGGGACACCAGGGAGAGGAUGCAUGCCCAGGGAGAAAUCCCCAUACCCAGAGGAUCUGCCUGGGAGAGUCAUCAGUCAUUGAAGACAACCUCAGGGGGGAGGCUGGUGCAGAGUGGGCAGGAGGAGGAGGCGGAGGAGGUGGAGCCACCUACAUCUUUAAGAUGGAGGGAGCUGAGCUGGUUCCCUUGCUGAUUGCGGCUGGCGGAGGAGGAAAUGCCUACAUGGAGGACCCCGAGUCCAGUCUGGACCAGAUACCACUGGAGCAGUAUGAAAACAGCACCACAGCUCCUGGUACCAACGGUCAAACUGGUGCUGCAGGUGGAGGCGGAGGCUGGAAAGACAGUCCCAGUCCUCACCAAGGGGCUGGAAAGUCUCUGGUGGAGGGUGCUGAGGGGGGGUCCUCAUGUCCCCUGGCCCAGUCCAAGCUCAGCUGGUCCACAUUUGGGGGAUUUGGAGGUGGAGGUGGGGCCUGCACAGCUGGAGGGGGUGGAGGAGGUUACAGAGGAGGAGACGCUGCACUGACAGAUGAGAUCACUGCCGACGGCCAGAAUGGAAUCUCAUUUAUUCACCCGAUGGGAGAGAUUUUCCUUCAGCCUCUGGCAGCCAUGGAGAGUCACGGCGAGUGUGAGAUCAAGGUGCAGCUGAACUGCAGCCACUGUCAAACGCAGAGCUGCAAACGAGAUGAAGACACUCACCACAUCCUCUGUCUCUGCGACGACGAUGAAGUCCUGGCCAGCGAUAACGUCACAUGUGUCGGCACCAUAGCAGCUCCUCAGGGUCCGGCUUUGCAGGGCCCGAUGUCGACAUCUUUGAUCCUGGCAGUCGUGGUCUCCACCAUCGCGAGCGGCAUCGCUCUGAUCUGCACUGGCAUCAUCCUCAUGUGGUACCGCAGGAAGAACAACCUGCACGCAGUCAGGGGGCGUCUGCAGAGUCCAGAAUACAAGCUGAGCAAGAUCCGCUCCUCCACCAUCAUGACGGACUACAACCCCAACUACUGCUUCGCAGGGAAGGCCGCCUCGCUGAAUGAACUGAAGGAAGUACCGCGCAAGAACAUAACACUUCUCAGGGCUCUCGGCCACGGUGCAUUUGGUGAAGUCUAUGAAGGUCAAGUUCUGGGUAUGAGCAGUGAUAACAGCCCGAUGCAGGUGGCCAUAAAGACUCUUCCAGAAAUCUGCUCCGAACAGGAUGAAAUGGAUUUCCUGAUGGAGGCCCUGAUUAUGAGCAAGUUCAACCAUGACAACAUUGUGCGCUGCAUCGGCGUCAGUCUGAACAUCCUGCCACGUUUCAUCCUGCUGGAGCUGAUGACCGGAGGGGACAUGAAGAGCUUCCUGAGACAGAACAGGCCACGAGCUGGCCAGCCCUCUUCUCUCACCAUGCGGGAGCUGCUGCAGAUGGCCAGAGACAUCGCCUUCGGCUGUCGAUACCUGGAGGAGAAUCACUUCAUACACAGAGACAUUGCUGCUAGAAAUUGCCUGCUCACCUGCCCAGGACCAGACCGAGUGGCCAAAAUCGGGGACUUUGGGAUGGCACGAGACAUAUACAGAGCCAGCUAUUACAGGAAAGGCGGUCGGGCCAUGCUGCCAGUGAAAUGGAUGCCACCGGAGGCCUUCAUGGAGGGAAUCUUCACCUGCAAGACUGAUACAUGGUCAUUUGGAGUGCUGCUGUGGGAGAUCCUCUCUCUGGGUUACAUGCCGUAUCCCUGCAAAACCAACCAAGAGGUGCUGGAGUUUGUCACCAGCGGAGGCAGGAUGGAUCCCCCCAAGGGCUGUCCGGGGCCUGUCUAUCGGAUCAUGACCCAGUGUUGGCAGCACUGUCCCGAGCACCGACCCAACUUCUCUACUAUCCUGGAGAGAAUCAACUACUGCUCUCAGGACCCAGAUGUGAUCAACACACCCCUACCUGUAGAAUACGCCCCCUCCUCAGAGGACGAUGGCGGAACAAUAAUCCGUCCCUCUGACCACACCUCCACCAGCCUCACUCCACUCCUGGUGUCCCAUGCUGUCUCCCAGGCUUCCUCCCCCCAGCUGGGUCUCUCCUCUCUGGGCCUGGGUCCGACUCCUCUUCCCCCACAGCCUACCAAACCUCGCCUCCUCCUCCAGAGGACCCAGCCUGUCCACCACGAAGUGACAUCAUGCCGCGAGGCUCUGGAGCCGUCCUGGGCCGAGCCUGUUCCCGCUCCUGGUUUGUCAGCAGGGGGCCACUGGCUCCACCCUGAGCCUCCUCAUCACCGGCCGUGCUCCAGAAACAGCUCCUCCUCAGGGAGCCAGAAGCUGAAGAACAAGACAAAGAACCUGUGGAACCCCACAUACGGUUCUUGGGUUUUGGAAAACUUCCGAGGGAAGAAAACACUCGCUCACACUCAAUCCAUGCCGCUCUCAAGCUCCGCUUCUUCCACUUCCAACACACAGGCUCCUCAGACCUGCAACACAGCCUCAGACAGCAACCAGGCUGGGUGCGACAGCGCCACCAGCACUCACCUCAGCCCUUCCAGCCUCUGCACUUCCUCAACCUCAUCCCCGUCGUGUCAGGCUCAAGCUGCCCAGAGCACGUCCUCCCACAAGACCGCAACAAGUGGUGGCACAAAAGCUGGUAUAGACCUGGCUAAGCUCCAGAGCUUCCCCUGUGGCAAUGUCAACUAUGCCUACGAUGAGCAAAGCUACGAGGCGGAGAGCCUGCCCUUGGUUAUACCCAAAGCCCCAGAAGCCAUCACAAACACCAGCUCUGCUCCCAGUGUCUCCUCAGGGACCAGCCUGGGACUGGUGUUAGGCCUCCAUACCUCCUCAUCUUGUAUGCCAAAGCUGCUGCUGAAGCGCCACGCCAGCUACGGACACGAAGACGUGAGGAGACACACCAAAGCUGAGAAACCCACACGUGACCGAGACUCAGGCUUUUCUCUGUCUGAGGAUCUCAGCGUUACCCCAAUCUAAGAAACGGCUUACUGUAACAGGGAUUUGGAGUGAUGUGAAACGUCACCCGGAGCUCCUUUUCUCACAACAUGAGAACUUCUGGAACAAAAAACAUGACCGUGAGGGCUCCACCAGUCCGAGAGCCAUAACAUCAAAUUAUCUUAGCUCCUGGAAUGCUGGAAAACACAAACACUCCUCUGCACUGUGAUACAGAGAGCCAACGCUGGACUCAAAGCUCUUUCCUGGGCCUCUGGUCGAUGGUAGCUGAAACACUGAAGCUGAAACACUGGACGACACGCAGCCCAGCACUCUCUCAAGGUCCACACUGCUGGUGACGGCUGUCAUAAGUUACUGCUGUAGCUGGACUCCUUUUCUACCGAUUUGUUUUUGUUCUUUCAUAAAAGCUUUGGUAGUUCUUUAUGUUGCAUUAUAGUGUAGCUGGAGUUUGUAGUAUUCCGUGUACAGUACGACCAUAACAAACCAAAAAAUACUGAGCCCCAAGAGAAUCUCCAAGCAUUUUAUCCAUUUCUUUUUUUACCUUUCUUUUUUUGUAAUUUUUAAUUUCAGAUGUUACUAAAACAAUUUCAUUUAUAAUUGUAUACCUGUACAUACUUUAGGAACUUACAGUACAACAUGAUACACAUCUGUGAUUCUGAUUUGCUUUCACCCUAAGUAAUGUGAAAACACAAACACCUAACAUACUGCAAUAACACGUCUUUGAUUUGUCUCAACAAAAAGUAUACAUGUGUUUCCAUCACUUCCCCAGCAGGUGGAGUUUGCUCAGUUGAUCAUGGACAUGCUGUAGCUCAUUUAGACGACUCUCAUUCUAUUUCUAUGGUUUAGUUAAGUGUGGGAUUUUGGUCUUGUGAUAACAAGUAGUGAAGCUUUCUCUUGCCGUCCACUGAUUCCUGGUCAGUGACUCUGACCCCUUCCUAAUUUAAGCUGCUGGUUUCGGUCUGGUGCUUACAGACAGCCUGGCAGAGUUACAUCUGGUUUCCUGGAAACGGAAAGGAUAACUUUGGUAUUUUUUUAACCUUGAACCCUCUUUUCCCCUUUUUUUCUGUCCAAGUGACUAAUGGGAACAUUCAUUUUCGGAAUGGGUGUAGUAUUGAGAGAUUGCUGCAGCAAGCAACCGCGAAACAGGCUGUGAUAUAACCGCUCCAUCAAUUUACGUCCACUAAAAGUGCUUGUUUUUGCCACUGACAGGUCCAGAUUGGUAUUUUAAGUGCCUGACAACAUUAUGGAAAGCAUCCCUCCAAAGGUCAACCUGUAUGUUGAAAGUAAAAUUCUUUUUAAGCAGAAACAGCCCCGAAAUCGCUGACAUCAGACGCUCCGGACUACAUUUAAAUAAACAGUCAUUUUAUCUCUGUAAAACACACUUUAUUCAAAGUUGACAGUCACUAAAUAAAACUCACAAAAGCUGUCCUGGUUAAUCCUCCCACUAUUCCAACAGUCGCCAGCUCUGGUUUGAUUGAAAUUCGCCCUUAAAUAAAUCAGUCAGAUGUGAAAACAUGCUGCUCUGUACACGCUGAAAUGACUUGUUGUUUAUUUAACUGAAGUCUAGUGAGUUUGGCGACGACAAUUUCGGAUCUAUUCCUGGUUAAAUACAGAGAAUGUUAAUAUUUAACGAAAAAGUCUAUCUCUAGGGACCCUUCUCCAUAAUGAUGUCAGACACUUAAAAUAAACUGGGCCUGUCAGCAGCAAAAACAAGCACUUUCAGUGGACAUAAACUGACGCUCAAUAGUAGAACAAUUUCAAAAAUUGUUCUCAUUCAACAAUUAGACAUAAAAAUAUGAGAAAAUAGGGUCAAGGUUGAAAAAUACCAAAGUUACCCUUCAAGUUAUUCCCAGUUUAUUAAUUGAGUUUUUGUGCGGUUAAAGAAAAAAAAGAUACAAUGUGUUUACAGGUGCAAGCAGGCAGAUAACUGUGUGAUUUACCUGUGGACAGAGCCAGGCUAACUACUUCCCACUGUUUCCAGUCUUUAUGCUAAGCUAAGCUAACUGACUGCUGGAAGUAGCUUCAGAUUCACUGUACAGACGUGAGAGUGGUAUCGAUUUUCCCAUCCAACUCUGCAAGAAACGAUUCCCUUAAGGUGUUAAAUAGUUUGAGGUGAUCACCGACUCCUUGUGAAAAUCACUUCCUGUAUGUUCUUUAAAUGCGUGGAGUUUGUGCUGAGAUAUUUUUUUGCCAAACCACAUAGAUCUUGAUUAUUUUUGACUACUACCUUCCCUCGUUUCCCAAAUAUUUACUUCAACUGCAGGAGGUCUCAUUGAUGUGUAAGCGUGAUGAAUUUGAUAACCAUGCAGAUGUAAAAAAAAAAAAAUGAUAUUUUUGUACUCAUCUCGUACACUGGACUAACCCAUAGCAUAUGUAGCUGUUUUAUCAUUUACUUGUAUUAAUUUAUGUUACUGUUGGAUCUGUAUUUGUAGUCGAUCACUGCCAUUAAAUACCACCGCGCUGCAUCUGCUGAUGUGGUGCCGGUAGUACCCAUGUUUACUCAGCAGGGGGAGGUAUUCAGCUUUGAUAUACCAAACAUGCUGCUGCAGGUAUCUCAGUUCAUACAGUUCAAAUGUUUAUUCAGUAUUUAUGUUUUCAGUUUAUUCUUAUUUAAUCGAUUCAGUAGUUGUAUUUGAUGUGUGUUGUUAUUUUGAGCCUGAACAUGCUGAUAGUUUAUUUUUAGUGUGCUGAAUGACAUUUUGUUUUAAUGCUCAGGCCUGCGGAUGUUAGUGAGUGUCGUCUUGGUUGCUCAACAUAUUUUAGAGAAGCUGUUUCACCAAACGGCUCAUGUCGUUUUCUAAAGAUUUUUAGCGACAGAUUAGUGUCAUUUACUGUGGGAUUUAUUUCACAGAGAAAGAAAAACAAUCAUCCUCGUCUUGCUCACAAUGUAUAUUUUUUACGGCCUGGUGUAUUUUAUUUCACACUCAUUAAAACGUUUCUUGUUUUCUUUAUGUAGCUGAGGGUGUUUACGCCUCAACCAAAAAUGCAAAGACAUUCUAUGCAAUAUACUGUCCUUCACACUUUGAUCUAACCUACCCAUGCCCCAAAUAAAUCCACAUAUAUUGAUCGUAUUUGUGUGAGUUUGAUCAGUUACACAGCCUGAACUCUAACCCAUUAUUAAGAUACCACAAUAGUGUUUUUACUGUUUAAAAAAAUAACAGUAUUUGCCCUUUUUAAUUCCAUAUACAGUUUCACUCAUUUGCACAUCUCUGACCAAAAACCAAGAAAUGUGCUGUGACAAAGAAAUGAAAAUAAUUACAAGUUUGAUUACAGGAAUAAAAUCAGUGAAAGAAAUAUAAAUUGAUAUACAAUAAACAAGAGUUUGUCAGAACAGUGACACAGGUAAUGCACUCUGAUCAUUACACAGUAUGCAGUAACAUAUUGACAGUGUGUUAUGUGUUGUAGUCAUAUGACUGUGAGUUUCAUACUGCACAGAAUCUCUCCUUUAAUAUAACACUUACAGAUGUGACGCCCGGUUGCCAGAGGAAAUGUUGGCAUUGUAUGUUUCUGCAAACCACGAGUUUGUUUACAUUUCAAUAGCCUUGCAGUUAAUUAAUGUGUGGUCAUGUUUGGGCUUAAAAUGUGGUUUUGGUGGCACAAUCACGUCUGGAAGUGUCACAGUGUCUCUAAAAACAAUCAGUUUUGUUGUUUGUCGGUCUCAAACAGUGGUCUGCAGCUUGGCAGCCAUCUCACCUUGGUCAAAUGCCAUUGAUAUGUAUGAAUGGAUUACUAAACAGGCCUACUGGACCCAGGCCCAGGGGCCCAAAGUGUCUUCACUUGCAAAAUGUUACUCAAAUUUACACACACCGACCAAGAAGAGACUCAAAAUGAGCACAUAAAGACCAAAACAACCACAAAGAGACAGAAAAUUACUACAAAGAGACAAAAAACAACUACAAGGAUACACAAAAUGACUACAAAGCAAAAACAAAAUGGCCCAAAAAAUACACAAAAUUGCCUCUAAGAACCCAAACAUCUACAAAAAGACAGAACAAUCACAAGAGCCCCGUUUCCGCCCAGAAGUACGGUACGGUAUAGUUCAUUUUGGUGCGCUUUUUUUCCGUUUCCACUGUGAAAUGUUGUGGAUGGUUCCAAUGGAUCCCCAUUUUUGGUCCCCCCCUCUGUUGGGGUACCUAGCACACAGAUCUGGUACUAAAAGGUGGAGCUGUGAACACUGCAUGCAUUGGUCAAUAGUAAACGGUCACUUUGCUCAGGGUUGAGUUUUGGCUGGUUUUGUGACCACUGUUCAUACCAUGGCAAGUUUUACAUUAGUAAACUAUAACUAUAAAAAUAAAGGAUGUUUUGCUCUCCUUACAGCCGCUGUAGUCUGAGAAAAAUUAACUUAAUUCACUGGGCCGACUGCCGGCGACUUUUAAGGUGGAACCUUUUCUGGUAAUGUUACUCAAUGCAUGAGUUGACGACGGGAAUCAAUCAACACACCUUAAAUUUCAAUAUGAAAACUUUGACCAUUCCAUUAGUUGACACAG